AGGGGCAGGCUGUGGGUGGCGAGCGGUCGGGGCUGGGCUGGGCCGGGUCCCCCUCUCCUGACGCCUGUGUGUGCCCGCGAGGCGGGCGGGCGGGCGGGCGGGCGGCAGCGCCGGUGAUCGCUUCCAGCGCGAGGCGCCGAGCGGAGCCGAGCCGAGAGCACCAUGUCCCAGGCACAGCAGAGCCCCAGGCACGUCCUUCUCUCCAGAUACCCUGACAGAGCACCAGAGGAGCAGACGUACGGCAGCCUCCUGGCAGCGCCAGACACUGCAGAGCAAAUGGAACUCAAUAUCAGCUCAGCCAUCCAGGUUGGCCAUCAGCUGGCACUGAUUGGGGAUGAAUUUAACAGAGCCUACAGCAGGAAGAUUGAAGACACACUGCUUCACCUGGCACGCAGGGUUGCUAUCAGUGUUUUCCAGACAUGGAAUAUUAUUAAAAGUGUUACAAGAAGCUUUGGAAACGUUUUGAACAAUAACUGGACAAAGAGGAUCACUGGCUAUGGAAGCUGGGUGUGCCGGCUUCCUUUCAGGUGUGUCUGCCAGAAGCUGGUGCUUGCAGCUCUGCUUGCUGUCGCAUUUUGGUGGGCCAUAAGCCACGGACUGCAAAAUUAACACAGAAUUACCAUAGGAGGUCAUUGCUGGACUCUGACCAAUAUAGUUAACACCCAGGUGGUGGCAGCUGGUUUGUUUUUCAAAUUUACACUGAUAAAAAUCGCUUUUAUAUUUAAAACCUAGGCUAGUGCUGGGUCACUGCUAUUUCAUACCUUUUUUAAAGAGAAAAGUGUUUAAAAUUAUGAGGUUGUUGCUGGAUAACUGCCUGACUUGCUAGUUUUGAAGUGUGAGGCCAGGUUACAAAAGUCUAUUUCUGUCCCCUUUUUCGUUUGUUCUAAUGCAAUGUAAAGCGUCUAUUUCAUAUCAUGGAGUUUCUUGAAAAGAUCCCGGCUGUGGGGGAGACAGAAGGCAUGCUGGUCAUCCUUAAAACUUAAGACACUGUAAAAGCAAUAUCAGGGAGAAAAACCAUGAUACUUUUCUAAAAUUAAAUAGUUGCUUCACAUGUUCUGUGGUGUAAUCUACUUCAAUCCAAGACAUAUUAAUGACAGAAUUCCUUGUCUUGUUUAUCUAACACUACAGGAUGGGCUUUAGUUGACUGUGUAGUAAAAUAAGCACGUGGAGUUAUGGUCUGUUGGAAGAAGGGCUGUUUGGAUGGUGUGCUACCAAUCACGCUGAUUGGACUGGCACUCAAGGGCUGCCCAGUUCAACCCAUUACUUUUCCAGAAUGUUUCAAAAAUGAAAUGACUGAUCUUACAUUCUUCUGCUUUACAAAGUGAAAUUCUGCUGUUGUCCAGGAAAACAAGAAUUGGAUUGAAUUUGA
This is a messenger RNA of Coturnix japonica (Japanese quail), 1369 nucleotides long. It is a transcript of the gene TSPO, whose product is annotated as translocator protein. Gene Ontology annotation, molecular function: cholesterol binding. The record is from RefSeq and is a predicted model, not a curated record. Lineage: Eukaryota; Metazoa; Chordata; Aves; Galliformes; Phasianidae. Gene Ontology annotation, cellular component: membrane; endoplasmic reticulum. Gene Ontology annotation, biological process: apoptotic process.